UCAAGCCAGUAGGGGUAAACAAGCAGUGAAUAGUCCGAAACUGAAGUUUAUUAUAUCAUGGGUCAGCCAAAUGACGGGUUCCGAAAAUUAAUGCUAUUCAUUAUCCAAACGACGCCCGAUGUGUGCAUUUCGUUAGGAACAGUGUGAUCUCCAACUGUAGUGAUUUUGACCGCUAAAGUUACAAUCGUUUACGGUUUGCUUAAAUGAACAAGUAGUGGCAAUUGUGCAAUUAACAACCUGUAAAGGCUAUUUUAUACCGGCAGAAGAAAAUACGAGGACAUAAAAUGAGGCUGUUUGGUCGCAUAAUUUUAUUCGUUGUUAUGUUAACCAUAUCACACGACGAAGCGUACCGAAUUUUGGGCAUAUUUCCGCUCCGGACGAAGAGUCACUUUUUGAUGUGUGAGCAGCUGAUGAAAGGAUUGGCAAAACGAGGCCAUGUGGUGGACGUUGUUAGUCCGUUUCCAAUGAAGACACCUUUCCCCAACUACAACCAGAUCAUAAAUUUGGAAGGGUCCGUUAUUGGUCUACACAACAAUCUGACCUACGAUUUUGCUUUAUCGAACCUGUUAGACAAGGCCAUUAUUCCCGCCAUUGCCACUACAUACGGUAAUGACUUGUGUGACCUAAUGGCACUUCCGGAGUUCCAGAAGAUCAUCAAAAAUCAGGAGGAUUCUCCUUACGAUUUAGUUAUCGUAGAGCUAUUCGGUGCCAACUGUUAUGCGGCUCUGGGCCAACAUUUCAAAGUUCCCGUUGUCGGUGUCGUUACGAGCGCCGUGUGGCCGUGGGUGAACGACGUCGUGGCAAAUCCUGAUAAUCCAGCCUACAUUCCUCAUACAUUUUCAGGUUUAAACGUUCGAAUGAAUUUUUGGCAACGAUUUCAGAACGCUCUGACGUUGCUGAAGGUAAAAUUUGAAUACUGGUAUUACAGCGAUAAACAAAAUGAACAGAUAAAAAAGUACAUUGGGAACCACGCGCCCAGCCUGGACGAAGCCAUGAGGAAUGUGUCCUUACUUCUAGUCAAUUCGCACUACAGCCUUAAUGGAGUCAGGCCGAUGACUAUGGCCGUAGUUGAAGUCGGAGGACUUCACAUUGCAGAUACCCCAGACCCGUUGCCGAAUGAUGUACAACAGUGGCUGGACGACAGCAAAGAUGGUUUCGUCUAUAUCUCGUUUGGAUCCAUGGUGAAAAUAGAGUCAUAUCCUACAAAAUCGUUGAACGCGCUUUACGCAUCCUUGGCAAAGUUGGCACCGGUACGCGUCCUAAUGAGAAUAUCAAAACCAAACGAAUUGCCGCCUGGGCUACCAAGCAACGUUAUGACUCGUCCGUGGAUUUCGCAAUUUGCUGUACUUCGGCACAAAAACAUAAAGGUGUUCGUAACUCACGGCGGUCUUAUGGGAACUCAAGAAGCAAUCUAUUGCGGGGUUCCAAUGAUCGGCGUACCUCUGUUUGGAGAUCAAAUGCAGAACAUCGAGUUUUACGCAGAGAAAAAAAUCGCAGUGAGUCUGGAUCAUAAAAAUCUCACAGAGGAAAACUUGGACGCUGCCUUUAGUACUGUGCUGAAUGACCCAACAUAUUUGAAAACAGCAAAGAGAUUAUCUGAAGAAUUCCGAGACCGCCCAAUGACCGCGAUGGAAACAGCCACUUUCUGGGUUGAGUAUGUGGUCAGGUACGGUGGGACAAAUCUUAAAUCUCCUGCUAUGGAAUUAACUUGGUGGCAGACUGAGCUAUUCGACGUCUACGGAGCUUUGCUCUUGGCUGCCAGCCUCGCUGUACAUUUGUUAACAGUCAUAAUUAGUAAACUUUCAGCAAUUGUUCUAAGAACCGAGAAGAGAAGCGUGCCCCGUUCUAAAAAAACGAAGUGAGGUAGAUACUCGAUAUACAGUUAAUUGUAAGAUCGGUUAACGUAUAAUGUCGAAGUGCCACGCGUGUACGAACGUGUUGAUGGCACUUGUAUUUUUUCCAACAAUUCUAUAUCGAUCGACCUGAAACCAGCGUAUGUGUAUGUUACGGAAUCCAUUAACAAGAUAGAGUAAACGGAUCGACUGCGAGCCAUUGUCAUUCAAAAUGGCGAACUGUGAUAUCACUCGCCUCCUAUUUGGUCACGAUAGCGUUUGAACAAAUCUUGAUCGUCUGGUUCCAAUGCGUCAUCUACCUCGGCAAUAGAUUUAUAUCAGUCUAGAUCAAGUUUUUUUCCUUCCUUUUUUUGAGGUCACCUAACACUUGCACAAUGUUUCACCAAACAGAUUACACUCCGAAUUGGUACAUGUACACAGCUACAUACCUAUGUAUAGCAAUCUGAAUCGCAACCUGUAUCGGCUCCGUAGCGUAUCUGUAAAGUAAUAUUGCUCACUUGAGAUUCGCUAGCUGUAUUUGUGCUAUAAUUUUGAUUGUUAUCAGGGUAAGCUGUACCAUUUACGUAAAGGAGAAAAAAAUCCGUCCGUGUAUAUCUUCGACAAAAAUUUUUAAUCCCAAUUACUCCACUCGUAAUACAAAACUUUUAAAUUAUACUCAG
Neodiprion virginianus is the source of this 2512-nucleotide messenger RNA. Its product is annotated as UDP-glucosyltransferase 2-like. The coding region runs from base 285 to 1862 and encodes 525 amino acids. Gene Ontology annotation, molecular function: UDP-glycosyltransferase activity. The transcript has 5 exons. The record is from RefSeq and is a predicted model, not a curated record. NCBI's taxonomy places the organism in Eukaryota, Metazoa, Arthropoda, Insecta, Hymenoptera, Diprionidae.